CUUCGGAAUGCGGAUCGCUUCUUGCAAUGAUUCAUCCAGCGAUGGGAAGGCCAAACACCACAGCUGCACACAACACACAUCACAGAAGUCCUGGAUGCUGCCGCUCCAUCGUCGAAGCUCGCAAGUUGCGAGCUCGAAAGAAACGUGCGGAGGAGGGACGGAGAAUUCACACGAGGAGGUCAGGAUCUCUCUGGAUCUGACAAUCGGUGAGUUAAUCUGCUCAGAUCUAGAACAGGAGGUGUUGCCCUGAGCUGCAUGCGUGCAGCGUUGUCAGUCUUCUCGCGGCUGGUUCUCCUGCUCGGUUAUCUACCUCAUCCAACUACCGCUUUUCGCUUCACAACCGCCAUGGUACGAGUGCAGGACAGCACGUGCACCAGAAUCAAAAAAGUGUGCACUCCUGCUGGCUGGAUAUGUUCUUUUCUGUCCUCCCUCACUGAUGCUGCAGUCGGGACGAGGUUGGUACUACAAAAACAAAUACGGUAAGCAACGGUGCACCAUGGAGUGCCGGAACGAGAAACCAUCUCUCGCAAGCUUCCACCAUCGCCUUGUGUCGCUUGCGAGGAAGGUGGUGGCGGGCGCGGUCGGGGCAAGCGGCCAUUUGAAGACGGGUAUGGCGGCCAGCAGGGGGGCUAUGGCGGCGGCAGAGGGCGGGGAGGAGGGCCAGGGGGAGGCGGAUGGCACCAACAGCAGGACGAACCCAUGGUGGACUCCUACUCAUCGCGGGAAGGCACCGGCUCUCAAUUGGCCGACGAGCUGCGGAGGCUCGAUGGUACGCACAUAGGCACGCAGGCACGCGGAAGCCGACGUCCACGCGGUCAGUGCGUGUGGUGUUGGGUCAUGAUGUGUUCGGUUCUGUUGUGGUGUGGUGGGUGGCUUGCUGUAGGUCGUCCGUAUCCUGCUUACAAGGACCUGAUCGGCUCGUGGAACAUGGGCGACUUCACUCUCUUACUCGACAAGUAUAGCUAGAUAUGACCGACAGACAUACAUAUAGAUGUGGUGUGAUGUGGUGCUCUCCUGUAUGGCGUGCACCACACCCAUUCACACACACAGGGCCCAGUCUGACCCGUACGCACCUCCGUCUCACUUCAGAGUUCGCGUGCCGCAAUCCGUCGCAAAGUGAGCAGCAAGAGAGAGAACGCUCACUUGCAAUCUGCUGCACGACAGGCACUGCACUCCUGUGUGUGGGUUGGCAGGUUCCCAGCAGCGGCUUACAACAGCAAGAUCCGCAAUGUGGCUCUGUGCGACUACCUGACCCGUCAGCUGUGCCAGGCAGUGAGUGCUGGCGGCCUCGACAAUGCGGCAGAAAACAGGGGCUGGCACGGCAGCAAGGGAGGCGACGUCCGUGUGGAGACGCCCGGCCAGCACGUCAUACAGAGGAGCGCCGUGGUGGUCAACGACCAGUUCGUCGAGGCGCGAUGCACCAUUGCUCUGCCGGUCGGUGGCUGAGGGAUGCUUGUGGUGGGUGCGCACUAUGACUUGUUGGAUGUCGUUUCUGCUGUGUGUAGGCUCAAGGGCGCUCCAUCGAGGGCCACAAAGCCGCACAGACCCUAACACAGUACCUGCCCCACGUCGUAAGCACACCUGCAUACACAAAUAGACAGACAGACAGACACGAGAGUGAAGACACGCUGUCACUGUCUGUCGUCAGGUGGCCAAGUCGCUCCUGUACGCCGCGCUCAACGCCUCCCACCUGCACGCCUUCCUCGACUCUAUCGAGGACCAGGAGCACCUUCGCCAGUCCCUCGCUGACCACGACCUGGUGGCGUUCGUUGCCGAUGGGUCAGUGCUGCCCCGACGGAGCGGCGCCGACGACCAGCCGAUGAAACCAUCUGAGGAGAACCACCUGCAGGUGUUCCAGAGCCCGCCCUCGAUGCAGUUGACGAUGCACGUGCCGCACCGUGGGGCGAUACGGGGGAUGGGGAUACGGAAGGGCAUCACACUCAUCUGUGGGGGAGGCUUCCACGGCAAGAGCACACUGCUGGGUGAGCGGGGCAGCGGGGGAGGGGGCGGGGCGACUCGUCAUUCACUGUCUAUCUCUUCAUGUCUGUCCAUCUAUCUAUCUUCAGAGGCCCUGCAGGUCGGCAUCUACAACCACAUCCCAGGUGACGGCCGUGAGUUUGUGGCGGUCGACCCAAACGCCGUCAAGAUCAGGGCGGAGGACGGUCGAUCGGUGCAUUUGGUGGACAUAUCUCCCUUCAUCAACAACCUCCCCUUCGAGAAGGACACGACCCGGUUCAACAGCGAGGACGCCUCGGGCAGCACCAGCCAGGCGGCCAACAUAAUGGAGGCACUGGAGAUCGGUAACUGACUGACCUGAAGUGGGUGAGGGUCUCUCCUGCGUGUGAUUGCUGCCUUUGUUCGCCUGCUUGUAGGUGCGACGACGCUGCUGGUGGAUGAGGACACCUGUGCCACCAACUUCAUGAUUCGCGACCGUCGGAUGCAGCAGCUGGUCGGCAAGUCGCGCGAGCCCAUCACGGCCUUCAUCUACAAGGUCAAGCCGCUCCUCACGCAGCACAACGUCAGCACUAUCAUGGUCGUCGGCGGAUCGGGGGACUUCUUUGAAGUCGCUGACACCGGUCAGCAUCACUUCACACUUCCCCGACAGACAGACAGACAGACAGACGUGCCCACACCCACUCAUGGCCAUGUGUGUGUGUAUCCCCCAUGUUGUGUGUGCAGUGAUUUUGAUGGACAAGUACCGGCCGUACGACGUCACCCAGGAGGCCAAGCAGAUCACGGUGGACAUACCGGUGCCGUACCAGUCCGACGAGGUGCAGACGGCCACCGCCACGCAGCACCACGCCUUCGGGUCCAUCGGCCACCGAAUCAUCGACUCAAACAACUUCCAGAGUCACUCACAUCCACAAACACACAAACGGACACCGCCACAGCAUUCCCCUGUCUGUUCUCAUCUUUCUUCUCCUCCUCCUCCUUGUCCCCAUCAUUCAUUCAUUCAUUUCUGCAGCCAGUGGGAAGGUGUCAGCUCGUUCGCUGCGUGUCAUCGGCUACGGCGACACCGACAUCGAGCUCAACGGCGUGGAGCAGCUGGUGGAGACCGGCCAGGCCAGAGCCAUCGCCGACGCAAUGCGGAGGAUGGCCGAGGGCCGGGGGCCGCUGGGAGCCAUCCUGGACGGCCAGCGGAAUGUCCGUGAGGUGCUGGAGCUGAUCGACCAGGUGUGCUCCGGUGACAACGGGCUGGACCACCUCAGCCAAUUCGGCCACCCCAUCGGCGAGUUUGUGCUGCCCAGACGAUUUGAGGUCAGCUCGGAGGGGGACGUCGGUCCGUCCGUCCUGCAUUCUGUCUAUCUGUGUUUCUCUCUCUACUCUAUGUGUGUGCAGGUGGGUGCGGCCAUCAACCGUCUGCGUACGCUGCGGAUAAGGGGUGUGAGGUGGAAGCUGCAGCCGGGGAUGAAGUGACUGAUUUAUAGACACAAAGAGAGGGAGGGAGGCUCACUGAUGGUGGGUGGGUGCGUGAGCCGCGUGAAACCAUGCGCGGCUGUCAUGUCUGUCACUUGUUUGUUGGAUCCGUGUUUGCUGCUGCUGAUAGCCGUGAGGUGAUCGUGAUGGCUGCAUGAGUGCAUGCGAUGUGCAUGUGCAUGUUGCAUGGAUGUGAUACGUGUGUGAAUGCAAUGCAAUUCAUGGCAAUUCAUGGCUUAUAUACGAACCGAACAAGUCUGUCCAUUCCAUGCGAUGAAUGAACCAAUGAAUCAAUGAAUGAG
Vitrella brassicaformis is the source of this 3719-nucleotide messenger RNA. The record is from the annotation of a GenBank genome assembly. Lineage: Eukaryota; Vitrellaceae.